AUGGCGGCACAUGUCGUACAAGCCCAGGACCGUGACUCAGUGGACACAAGUAUUACUUAUCAGAUUCAGAGCGUCUCUGAUGGAGGUGCUGGCAAGUUUACAAUUAGUAAUACCAAUGGGCAGUUGCUUCUUCGGGCCGUAGUGCAAGUUGGUGAAGAGUACACGAUCAUUGUCAAUGCUACUGACAGCACCGUACCAAGAAGGAGUGCCUCAGUACUUGUGUAUGUCACAAUAACUUCCUCUGGCAACAAAGACCCCCAGAUACCAGCAGGUCUCUAUACAGUCUAUGUCAGUGAAGGCAUUGAUGUCAACAGAGAUAUCUUCACAAUACCGGCAACAGAUCCAGAUAACCAGGCUCUUACCUUUUCCAUCAUUAAUGGAAAUAAUGGCAAUACAUUCGUUAUAAACAAUAAUGGCGUUGUGAGCAACCGAGUGACACUUAAUCGAGAGACAGUACCAGAGUACAACCUCACCAUCACUGCUUCAGAUCUCGGAACUUCUCCAGCAUCCACUGUGUUGAGAGUCAUUGUCACCGAUGUCAAUGACAACUCUCCAGUCUUCCUCAACAGUGUCAACAACAGAUAUUUCUUCAAUGUCCAAGAAGGUCAAACACCCCCUGCUACAGUUGGAAGUGUUGCUGCUGUGGAUGGUGAUCAGAGUGACCGGCGAAUCACCACACUUGUUCCACUCGACUAUGAGACCCAGCAACAGCAUGAGUUCACAGUGAGGGCCAUUGACUCGGGGGCUUCACCCAGGGCCAAUGUAGCCACUGUUGUUGUCAGUGUCAUCGAUACACAGGACAGCAUACCAUUGUUUGUUAGCGUUGACUACGAAGGAUCCAUACAAGAAAAUCUCAACGGAACAUCUGUUCUCACAGUUUCGGCAGUCGAUGCCGACCAGACAGACAACAUAGUCUACCAGUUUGCUGGUGGAGAGUUCCAAUCAUUUUCGAUAAACCCAACAACUGGUGUUAUCAGCACUGUCAUACCACUAGACUAUGAAGUUAAGAAUCGGUACUUGUUCACCGUGACAACAUCGGAUGGGGUGAACACAAAUGCUGUCUCCUCCACUGCCACUGUCACCAUCAGUGUUAUUGACCAAAAUGACUUCACCCCAGUGCUAACAACAAGCACUUUGGUUGACACCAUCUCAGUAUUGGAGAAUCUGGUAUCAGCAACGUGUCACCCCCCCUCUGGCACACAACUGUUCUUUAUCAACCCUACCACAGGACAACUGGUGCUGCGGAAUCCAUUCACUGAUGAUCCUGGUGUUCCAACAUAUACGGUCACCAUCUUAGGCACCAAUGAAGGAUCCCCUUUUCGAGCUGGAGUUCUCACCCUGACAGUAAAUGUGAUCAGGAACACGGCACCUGUGUUCAACCCUACCACUCUCCCGGCUAAUAUUGAUGAGAACAGCAUCAAUCAGGUUGUUUCAGUCAUCACAGCCACUGCCACUGACGUGGACACUGUCAGCCCCUUCAAUGUGCUGACCUACACACUGCGUGGUGAUGGACCUGCUCUUGAUUAUUUCCAAAUCAACUCUGCCAGUGGAGAAAUUCAAACCAGAGCCUUACUGUCUUCAACUACUGAUAGAUCAUUCACUCUGCGUGUUCGAGCAACUGAUGGUGGAGGACUGUUUGCUGAUUUGCGGAUUGAUCUCACUGUGAACAAGAACCUCAAUGCACCCACACUGAGUCAACAGAACUACACUGAGACCAUCUUUGAGAACCGUGCUUUGGGAUCUGUUAUUACUACAAUCAGGGCUAAUGACGCUGACAGACAGCCCCCUCACAAUGAGCUGUCUUACAGUAUAACUGGGGAUGCCACUGCUCAGCAGUUCUUUGCUGUCAACAAUCGAGGUGAAAUCUACCUUAUUAGAUCUCCUGCCGAAAACCAAGCCAUUAGCAGAUUUAAUAUGAUCGUUGAUGUCCGUGACCAAGGCCUUCCAACCAGCAGGCCAGCAAAUCCAAACCCAGUCUUUGUCACCAUCAAUGUGAUACGCAAUGCCAACCCACCCAUCUUUUUCACAAGAGAGUACAACAGGGUCAUACCUGAAAACACAACAAUAGGCCAGUUUGUGGAAACAGUCACAGCUGCAGAUGCUGACUCACAGGGAAACUUUGGUACUCUGAGAUACAGCAUUAUUGGAGAUGUCACAGCUGAUACUUAUUUCCAAAUAAAUCAGAACAGUGGAAUUGUGUCAGUGAGAACUAGCCUGACAAACACACCCAUCAAUGACUUCACAGUCCGUGUUGUGGCACAAGAUGGCGGAACCCCUCCGCGGUCUGCCAUAGCACUGCUGUAUGUAACAGUUACAAGAAAUUUUCAACGUCCAGUGUGGAGUUCUGCAGCGUAUACCAUCGAGAUCCCGGAGACAACCCCAGUGCUUGAGAAUAUCCUGCGUCUUACAGCAAGAGAUAGCGAUGCCCAGCCCCCCAACAAUGAAGUGACGUAUGAGCUUGUAGGAGAUGCUGUACAACUCUAUUACUUUGAGAUUGUCAGUUCCACUGGUGAUAUCCGCCCGAGGCGUCCACUUACUUCCGAUACAAAAAGAAGAAGUCAGUUUAAUUUUGUUGUGAUCGCUCGAGAUAAAGGCAGCCCUCCUCUCACUGCUGCAUUCAAUGCCUCUGUGACAAUAUCAGUGUUCAGAAACAACAACGCCCCUCGGUUCAUCCAGGAUCCCUACUCCAUUACAGUAUCUCAGGGCCUGGGCAGUGGCACGGUCAUCUCUGUCAGGGCAGUUGAUGAUGACCUUUCUACGGAAUUCAACCAGAUCUCAUAUUCCAUUAAGGGUCCAGCAAAUGCUCUGGCUCUGUUUACAAUUGAUGGGUUAGGCAAUAUUCAGGCAACAAACCCUGCAGCUAUCAACAGUGCCUCAGAGACAAAUUAUAAGAUUUAUGUUCGAGCUGAGGACAAUGGCAGUCCCAGACUAUACGACAUUGCCCUUGUUGAACUCACCAUCAACCGGAACCUGAACCCACCCAUCUUCAACCCCGUCACCUAUGAAGAGACCAUUCUGGAGACCUGGCCAAUUGGAGACGUGGUUCUCAGAGUGACAGCUUCAGAUGCUGAUAACCUGGUCAUUUGGAAUGCCAGGAUCUGGAUAGUAUAUUGGCAUCGGAGGAUUUUUCUACAACACACACAAGUGUAACUUGCAACUCUUUCUGAACCUUCGCAUUGGACAAUGUGUCAGUCUGGUGGUCACGCCGAAUGUCCAGAUUCCAUUUCCAUGUUCAUAUUUUGUGAAUAUUGUGGAACAAGUGCAUAACAAUAUGUAUAUACUCACUUACCUAAACAUCGCAUGGAUCGUAACCGACGACAUCAAGCUCGAGGUACAGUCGCAGAGCUAAGACACGUGUGCCACUAGUCAGACGAAGACACGCCAGUCAGGGUCGGGGUCGUUGUUCGCUGUUUUCAACGGUUUAGAAAAUUUUAGCGGUUCUGAAACUGUAUGACAAGCUAUAUCAGCUUUGUUCAGUUUCCCUAUGACUCUACAUUGUGCAAUGGGAAACAUGCGGAUAGUCAGAAAGGGCAUCUGGUUUUAGAGUAUCUUCAUUUUGGUGCCAGUCAUGAGACUGGGAAAACUAAUGGGGAUCAUAUUGAAAGUAAGAUUGGCAGGGGUGUCCUUCGCAGACUCAUCGGACAUACAUCUCAGAUGGAUUCGGGAAGACCAUUCCAAAUGCUCUUAAUGAGCGUCAUUUGCAUUAGUACCUGGCACAAGUCCAUUCGAUGUUUCUGUACAGAUAUUGUCACUUUCUACCAAACGUUGAAUCUACACAGAGCAAACAGAGAAGAUCAGGUCGCCGAACACUAAAGAUGGAGAAUGUAUGAGUGGCACCCACACAAGUGUAAAAUUUAGAAACAUCUCAUUGGAGUUUUGCUGAUUUUCAUCAACAAUAAAUGCUAAAUAUAAAUUUCCUUUGUCAGCAUGCAUCGGGAGUGAUUUGGACCAGUGACGAGUACGAAUUUCGUGUUUACAGACCUCGUUAGGAACAUUAUGCUCGCAACUACAUACAGGUUUAGUUGGUGGAAUGUAAAGAUGUGGACCGCCAUCUCCCACCUGGUACACGUGCAGUGCAAUUUACGUCACAACGUUAACAGAUGAAAUUAUUCGGCCACAAAUCCUUCCCAUUAUGCAACAGACAAAUGUCAGUUUUCAACACGACAACGCCCGACCUCACACGGCAAGACGAACGUCUUUUUGAGGAACACAACAUCCAAGUACUGCCAUGACCCCAAGGUCUCCAUAUCUGCACCCCAUA
Molecule: messenger RNA, 4261 nt
Organism: Haliotis rubra (blacklip abalone)
Lineage: Eukaryota; Metazoa; Mollusca; Gastropoda; Lepetellida; Haliotidae
Product: cadherin-related tumor suppressor-like
Exons: 23
Coding region: 1-3150 (1049 amino acids)
Biological process (GO): homophilic cell-cell adhesion
Cellular component (GO): catenin complex; plasma membrane
Molecular function (GO): calcium ion binding; cadherin binding
Source: RefSeq, a predicted model, not a curated record